CGGGCAUAUGGCGAACGGUGCGUCGGCGGAGGGACGUGUACGUGUGGAGCUAUGUGUAGCCGAGUGUGCAUAAUAUUUUAAUUAGGUCUAUAGUCCCUACGGAGACUGCUGUGAUCUUCGGAGAUUGGCCAUGGGUGUUAGAGGCUUGCAGGGAUUUGUGGCAAGAGUUUGCCCUGAUGCGUGCCAAACGGUAGAUCUGAGAGAAAUGGCAGAAAAGCAUCGCGCUGACCAUCCUGACUGCCCGCCUGUUAUCGUAGUAGAUGCCAUGAGUUGUGUUAGACGCUGGUACACGCCAGAAUCCUGGGUGUGCGGCGGCCAGUGGCGGGAGUACCUUGCCAUUUUACAGGAUUUUAUCAAUGCUUUUAUGGCAGCUGGCAUCAAGUUGGUGUUUUACUUCGACGGGGUGGUAGAAGAGAAAAAGAGAGAUGAGUGGAUCAAACGGAGGAUGAAGAAUACUGAGGAAAUAACCAGAUUAUUUCAGUUUAUCAAGACUCACAGGAAACAGCCAGGCAGGGAAAUGUUUGUUCUUCCUUCAGCUCUGCCUACUUUUACACGUUAUGCCCUGAAAUCACUUGGUCAAAAAACAGUCUGCACAUUGCAAGAGGCAGACUUCGAGGUGGCUGCAUACGGUUUGCAGCACAACUGCAUAGGAAUUCUGGGGCAAGAUAGUGACUACCUCAUCUAUAACACAUGUCCCUACUUUUCCAUUGAGAACCUCCGUUUGGACAGACUGGUCACUGUCAUGUACUCUCGAGAAGUCCUUUGCCGUGUGCUGGGUAUUAGUUUGACACACCUUCCUCUCUUUGCAUGCUUGCUUGGCAAUGAUAUUGUUCCAGAAAGCAUGUUGGAAGGCUUUUGGCACAAAUGUUUAACCACCAGUCCCCAUAGGAAUAGGAGCUACAACAGAAGAGCAAACAUACUGCUAUCUGUAGCAAAUUACAUCUCAAAAAUUCCGUGCUCGUACAGCAGCCUGAAACACUUGGAAGAGAUUAUACCUCUGGGAUCAGACAAGACAUUGCUUUGCAGAGGAGUGAACUCCUAUCUUUUGCCUGGGCAGCAGUCUCCAUGGAUUCCUCCCGAUGUAACAAAUUGCCAAAUGUUAUCCCUUCAACAACAAUCAGCUUUUUGUCAAGAUAAAGAAAUAUUUCAGUUAGCUAAAGAACAGCAUAUCCAAUCUGAAAAUUUUACAAUCUUCAAUAUCCUGAGUCAUGGAACGGUUGAGUGCAGCAAUUCCUUGGAAGAUGACUGUGAUACAGAGAUUCCUGGACAGGCACUUAUCUACCGCCCUGCUCGUCAGCAUAUUUAUUCUAUCUUGUUGGAAUCUGGAAAAGGUGGAACCUAUCCUUUGGUGAAGGAGUGGUGUGUCUAUUUUGGAAAUCCUCUCAAGCAGCCAGACCUGAUACAACCUGUACAACCUUCUGUUACAGGUGGAACACCUAAUUUGAAAACACUGUGGCUUGCCAAAGGGCCUGAUGUGGAGAAGCAGCGGUACAGUACAUUUCUGGCAUGCUUUCACCUUCAAGAUGAGAUGGAAGAGCUCCAAGCUCUGGAAGCACCUGUUGCAGGAUUCUGCUGCUUGCUGGCCUAUCUUAUGGUGCAGGUCAAUAGCCUCUCUCUGGAGGACUUAAAUGCAUUUCUGGCACUCAUUCUCUGCCUCAAAGGGAAGUCAGCAGCCCAACUGACAGGCCUGCAGCUUGCAGAAGUCGACCCCAGGGCUGUACAUCUGGGUGCUGUCCUUAUCCGUAGCCUUACGACUUUGCUCAUGGCCAACAGUGCCUGUGGCUUUCCCUUCAGGAUGGAUGAUCUGAUGCCUUGGGCAGUGUUUGAUGGAAAACUUUUUCAAGAAAAAUACCAAAAGUCACACCGAGGUUGCUCUGUGGAAGAACUUCUGGAAGGCAAUGAGUCUUUGUACACACCCUUCCAGAAUCUGAAAUCUCUCAUUUGCAAGGUUUGCAUGGCAAAGAAAAGAACAAUACUGAGCAGACCAAGAGGGAACAGAUUUAACACAGGAAGAGAACAAAGACAUUUCAAUCCCAGGUUCCAACAGCCACACAGAAGUCAUUUUGUUUCUCCGUAUCAUAACCAGAUGAGAGGGUCCACACAAAGACAACUGCAAUCCCAAGGUAGAGGAUCAGGACAUCCACACUCGAGGAGAUAUCACCUUCCUCCUCAGUAAAGAAUUCAUGACUACAAGUGGCAAACUGGGAUGGUGGAAUAGUGCCACUGGGAUAAUUUUUGUUUAUGAAAGCCUGUUUUUAAGAACUUUGCAGAGUAACUGAAUGGUGUGACUGGGGAGAAAAUCACACAAAGCUGAGGCUGUUCAGCUUGUUAAUCACUUAUCACGUUAGGUCUGAGCUUGUUAUGAGACCAGAAUCACUAAAACUUAAGUUACAGGUAUCUGAGGCACAGUAGCAUCCCAGUGUAGCUACAUUGCUUUGUCAUUUGACAAAGGAAAGUCUGAAUUGGUUUUUAUAGCAUUGUGAGGUAUUCCUGCGUUUAAAUUUAAGACCUAAACUAUAAUUUUUGCAUAUUUUUGUAGUAGUUGUUUACAUUACAAUACUUUCCUCACAUGAAUAAUGUGUCAUGUCUAUGCUGUAUUGUGGUUUAUGUCUUGAUUGUGGAUUAUAUCUGUAUUUUAAGGGUUAUCCCAUUGUUACUGAAACCCUGAAAAGUUUGAAACAGGACAUCACUGAUGUAAACAUCAUCUGCCAGUGAAAGUGUGAUCUUGUAAAAUGUAACAGUUUUUUACAAAGGAAAAAAAUUGCAUUUACAUUUGAUACUUUUAAUUGAGCAAAUUUAUACUUCUAGUUAAGCAACUUUUUAUAUUUUUUUUCA
Molecule: messenger RNA, 2835 nt
Organism: Ficedula albicollis (Collared flycatcher)
Lineage: Eukaryota; Metazoa; Chordata; Aves; Passeriformes; Muscicapidae
Gene: FAM120B
Product: family with sequence similarity 120B
Exons: 10
Coding region: 131-2176 (681 amino acids)
Cellular component (GO): nucleus
Source: RefSeq, a predicted model, not a curated record